AUUGAUGAGUUGAAAAAGGAAGUGUGUAGAUAGCUUCAAACUUGUUGAUGUUGACGAUGGUUUAAAGGUACCGACGGGUAGGACUGGGAAGGAGGGUUGAGAUUGAAAUCGACUAGACUUUGGAUGAUUCAGAAAAUAAAGCAAUGACAAUUGAAGAUGCCAGAAAUAAGAAGAAAAAAAAAAAGUAUGUGUCGUUUUGUCAUGUAUGCAGUUAAUGGAAAUCUUCAACAUGGAGCAUACUAGUCAAGAGAAAAGGCUACCAAGUCAAGUUAUACAAUUAUGAUAGAGUUGAAAAUAGAGAAACAAUAGAGUUGACUAGCAAGUCAAGCAAAGUUACACUAUCUUUUCUCUAAUAAUUUAUUAAAUAUUUUACUUUUCAAAGGUAUGAUAUUCUUUAUUUAAACUGCCAAUUAAUCCCGUUAUCUUAAAAAACGUAAAGAAGAAAAUGAGGAGCUUAGUAGGUGUGUGUUUUUUGGGUUUGCUUUUCCUUGAAGUAAUGUGUUGUGAAGGGUGUUGGAAGCAAGAAAGAGAAGCUCUUAUUGCUCUGAAUUCCCAAAUGGGCAACUAUCUGUCUUGGGGAAACACCAAUGAUUGUUGUCAAUGGUAUGGAGUCGAAUGCAACACCACCACAGGAAGAGUGUCCGAACUCGAACUUGAAUCCAUGGAUGGACGAACUUGGCAAGUUAACUACUCGGAUUUGAUAUCCUUCAAAGAGUUGAAAUUUCUCAGCCUGUAUCUUACUCAAAUAUCCAAUUGUACAAGAACUGGUCAAGGGUUGAAAAAUCUGGAAGUCUUACACUCUCAUGAUAGUUUUAUGAUGGAUAAUGCUAUUUGUUUGGAUGGACUUUCAUCUCUUAAGUCUCUAUCAUUAGCUGUCGACAACACUUCAUUGCACAUUUUUCAGACAGUUUUGGAGACAAUUUCAUCUAAGUUACUGCAUCUGGAGGUUCUUAUCUUAAGUGCAGAAAACUUGACUAAUGAAAUCCUGCCUUCACUAAGGGGAUUUACAUCUUUGAAGGAACUAGUUUUGGAUGGCAUUGGAUUGGACUCGGAUCUUCAUUUUCAAGGAUUGUGCGCUAUAUUGAAGAACCUUGAGAUCCUUGACCUUUCAAACAACAACUUCAAAGACACUGAUAUUGCAUCUCCUCUUAGUAGACUUUCUUCCCUCAAGAGUUUAAGUUUACAAGGGAGUGAACUUACUAUGCAAUCAAUUCAAAAUAUAUCAAAACUCAGAUCUCUGGAGAUCCUUGAAUUGUUUGGGAACAAUUUGAACUUAUGGCCCCUAGAAAAUCAUGGGUUUGGAUUUGCAUGGCCAUCCAGUUUACAAGUUCUUUCCUUGAGCCGAAACAGUUUGAGUAACAGCAUUCUUUCAUACCUAAAUAAUCUUCCACAUCUGAAAUCUCUUGACUUAAGUGCCAACAACUUGAAAGGAUCACUUGAUAUUAGUGGAUUGUUGAAUUUAACCAGUUUGAAGAUUCUUGAUUUUAGUUAUAAUCAUAUAACCAAUUUCAUUGUUCAUAAAGGGUCAAAAAAUUUAAGCAGAUUGGAUAUUCUUGCACUAGAUUCGAAUAUGAUAAAUGGAAGCAAUCUACAAGAUUCGUUACAGGCUUUUCCAUCUAUAAAGAGUCUUACUUUGAUAGAAAAUGAAUUUAAAGGAACCAUUCUUGCCGAAGGAUUUCGUGGUUUAAGUAACUUGGAAUACUUGGCAUUGGACUACAGUUCUAACCUGGGAAAUGAGUUUUUCAAAAGUAUUGGGGACUUGCCUUCGUUAAAAGUUUUGUCAGCGUCAGAUUGUGAAAUAAAUGGUACCCUUCCAAUUGGAGAUUGGUCUAAGCUUAAGAAUUUGGAAGAGUUAGAUCUAUCCAACAAUGAAUUUGUGGGGAAACUCCCUUCAUCGUUUGUUAACAUGACUUCGCUUCGGUCUUUGACACUUGCUAAUAAUCACUUUAUUGGUAAUAUUGGUCCUAACCUUGCAAGUCUUGCUUCCCUUGAAUAUCUUAAAUUUGAAGGAAACCAAUUUGAAUUCCCUAUUUCAUUCAAACAAUUUUCCAAUCAUUCAAACCUUAAGUUCAUCUAUGGUAAUGGGAACAAAGUCAUCCUUGACUUACACUCAACUUUGGAAACAUGGGUUCCCAAAUUUCAAUUGCAAGUGCUUCAAUUGUCUUCAACAACUAAGGCAAAUUCCAUUCCACUUCCAAACUUUCUCUUUUACCAAUACAAUUUGACUGAUGUAGAUUUCACUGGUUGUAAACUAAGUGGAGAAUUUCCAAAUUGGUUAUUAGAAAACAACACAAAAAUGGAAGAUCUUACUCUCGAGAGUUGUUCAUUUGUAGGAGAUUUCCAGCUUCCUUCUCGUCCCAAUCUCAACAUGGUAAGAAUUGAUAUAUCCAACAAUGCAAUAACUGGUCAAAUGUUGAGCAAUAACAUCAGUUCAAUUUUUCCAAAUUUGAUUCUUCUAAACAUGUCUAGAAAUGCAAUUCAUGGUACAAUUCCCUCUGAGCUAUGUCACUUGAGCUUUUUAAAUGCAUUGGACAUGUCUGAUAAUCAAUUAUCUGGAGAAAUACCAUAUAACUUAACUAGAGAUGGGAAUGAUCUCACACAUUUAAGAUUUUCAAACAACAAUCUUCAUGGACUUAUACCUCCUAUGUUGUCAAUGUUCCCUCUUCAAUCGUUAUUGUUGGACGGUAAUAGUCUUUCUGGAAACAUCCCAAGUAACUUUUUUAAAUCAUAUGUCAUCCAACAUGUGGACUUAAGUAAUAAUAAUUUAACUGGGAAAAUUCCAAGCCAAAUGUCAAAUUGUACAAAUUUGAUUGAGCUCUCGAUGUCCAACAAUCAUUUUGAAGGAUCUAUACCAUCAGAGCUGGCAGGACUUGGAAGUAUUAGUUAUCUGGAUCUUUCCCAAAAUAAUUUGACGGGUUGUGUUCCAUCUUUUGUAAGUAAUUUUACCAGCUCUAUCCAUUUGAGCAACAACAAAUUACGUUGUUUGUCCAAAAACAUGUUCAGAGAAAGGUCUUCCUUAGUGACACUAGACCUUAGCAACAAUGAAAUAACAAAUGGAUUUCAUGAUUUAAUUCAUGACAUCCAUUAUACAGGAUUGAAAAUCCUCCUUUUGAAAGGCAACCACUUUAAAGGGAAUAUACCAAAGCAAUUAUGCCACCUAACAGAUUUAAAUAUACUAGACCUUUCAUAUAAUAAUUUUGUUGGGGAAAUACCUAGUUGUUUGGGUAAAAUGCCUUUUGAGAAUAAAGAUCCAGAGAUAUCAAGGGAUCGAUUCAAUGGUAUGAAUCUACAUGGACAAAAUGGCAGUGAACGAUUAGAGAAAGAAAAAGCAACCUUUACUUCAAAGAAAAGGUCAGAAACUUAUACAACAAAUGUGCUUAUUUAUAUGUCUGGAAUUGACUUGUCUCACAAUAAAUUAAAUGGAAGUAUUCCAUCUGAGCUUGGAAACUUGACAAGAAUUCGAGCAUUGAACUUGUCCAACAACUUUUUCACCGGAAAAAUUCCAGCUACAUUCUCUGAUUUGGUACAGGUUGAGAGUUUAGAUCUUUCUUUCAACAUGUUGAGUGGCCAAAUUCCUCCUCGGCUAAGUGGAUUGCACUACCUUGAAGUAUUUAGUGUGGCACACAACAAUUUAUCAGGUGCAACACCUGAAAUGAAAGGACAAUUUAGUACUUUUGAUGAAAGCAGCUACGAGGGUAAUCAAUUUCUUUGUGGGCUUCCAUUGCCAAAAAGUUGCAAUCCAAGUGGAGAAGCACUUGCUACAUUACCGAAUGGUUUGAACAGUGAUGGAGAUAAUGAUAGUUGGGUGGACAUGUAUGUUUUCCGUGUGAGCUUUGUUGUGGCAUACACAUCAAUAGUUUUGGUAAUUCCAACUGUUUUGUGCAUCAAUCCUUAUUGGAGGCAAGCAUGGUUUUACUAUAUAGGAUUGGUGUGUAUGAAUUGCUACUACUUCAUCCAGGACAACUUUUGCAAGUUCUUUUAAUAUUUGAAGUGUAUAACAUUUGAGGUGAUAUGUUUGGAUGUCUACUUUGUUUGUGUAACAUGCAAUUUCAAAUCUUACUAUCUAAACCUUGCAUUUAAAGUAAUCUUGUUUUUGUGAAGAAAUAGUUAGUACGUAUAUUUGUUUUUA
Medicago truncatula (barrel medic) is the source of this 4129-nucleotide messenger RNA. Its product is annotated as receptor-like protein 15. NCBI's taxonomy places the organism in Eukaryota, Viridiplantae, Streptophyta, Magnoliopsida, Fabales, Fabaceae. The transcript is spliced from 10 exons. Gene Ontology annotation, molecular function: protein binding. The record is from RefSeq and is a predicted model, not a curated record. Bases 446 to 3982 code for a protein of 1178 amino acids.